GUUCGGAGCGCGGCAGAAAGAGGAGCAGCUGACUUCAGGAUCCAGAGAAGGAGCUUCAUCUCGGGGAAAUUACAUUCCUAUCAAAAUGUUGGCAAAACAAAAGCUAUCCUACUGGGUUAGCAUCUUCUUGGUGGUGUUGAGGCUGGCCCACGCCCAGUACGAAUAUCUCGGAUACCCGCCGGGCUACCCAGACCCUGAACAGGAACAGUACACCCCCCCGGUCCUGGCUUCAGAUACCCCCAGGAUUCAGCUCCGACUAGCAGGACAAAAGAGGAAGCAUAAUGAGGGUCGAGUUGAGGUUUACUACAACGGUACAUGGGGCACUGUCUGCGACGAUGACUUCACCAUCCAUGGUGCCCAGGUGGUGUGCAAGGAACUGGGCUACCAGGAAGCAGUCUCAUGGGUCCCAUCUUCCAAAUAUGGGAAAGGAGAAGGACCCAUCUGGUUUGACAAUCUCCAGUGCACUGGAAAAGAGAGGACGCUGGCUCUGUGUCCAUCCAACGGGAUUGGUGUUUCAGACUGCAAACACACCGAAGAUGUAGGCGUCGUGUGCAGCGACCGCAGGAUCCCUGGAUUUAAAUUUGUCAACACAUUGCCCAAUCAUGUGGAGAACCUUGACAUUCAUGUGGAGGAUGUGCGCAUUCGAGCCAUCCUGUCCUCCUACCGUAAGCGGAUCCCUGUGACCGAGGGCUACGUGGAGGUGAAAGAUGGCGGCAAAUGGAAGCAGAUCUGCAACGCAGAGUGGAACGAGUUUAACAGCAGAGUCAUCUGUGGCAUGUUUGGCUUCCCAGGGGAGAGGAGGUUCAAUGCCAGAGUCUACAAGAUGUUUGCUCGCAGAAGGAAGCCAACAUACUGGGACUUCUCUGUCAACUGCACUGGCACCGAGGCCCACCUGUCCAGCUGCAAGCUGGGUCAGAUACUAGCCAGAAAGUCCAAUGACACGUGCGCUGGAGGGAUGCCGGUGGUGGUGAGCUGCGUGCCUGGCAGAGCCUUCGCCCCGGCGCCCAUGACAGGGUAUAGGAAGGCCUUCAGACAAGAGCAGCCGUUGGUUCGCCUCCGCGGUGGCGCCAUCGUAGGGGAGGGCAGGGUGGAGGUCAUGAAGAAUGGAGAGUGGGGCACCAUAUGUGAUGACCACUGGAACCUGCUGUCGGCCACUGUGGUGUGUCGGGAGCUGGGCUUCGGCUCAGCAAAGGAAGCGCUGUCUGGAGGGCAACUUGGACAAGGGAUGGGGCCGGUGCACAUGAAUGAAGUGAAGUGCUCCGGAUUUGAGAAGUCCGUAACCGAGUGUCCCUUCAACAAGGAGGCCCUGGGCUGCAGCCAUGAAGAAGAUGCAGGCGUCCGAUGUAACGUCCCAGCUAUGGGCUUCGAGCAGAGGCUGCGUCUGAGAGGAGGCCGUAAUCCCUUCGAAGGCCGUGUGGAGGUGUUGGUGGAGAAGAACGGCUCUUUGGUGUGGGGCACAGUGUGCAGUGAGGGCUGGGGAACCAUGGAGGCCAUGGUGGUGUGCAGACAGCUGGGCCUGGGCUUCGCCAGCAGUGCCUUCCAGGAGACGUGGUAUUGGCCGGGUGAGGUCAGUGCUGACGGUGUGGCAAUGAGCGGCGUUCGCUGCUCCGGAACUGAGAUGUCUCUGUCCCACUGUCUGCACCACGGACCCCACCUCAGCUGCCCCAGAGGAGGGGGACGCAACUCCGCCGGAGUCUCCUGCUCUGAAACGGCUCCCGACCUGGUGCUGAACCCUCAGGUGGUGGAGCAGACCACCUACAUGGAGGACCGGCCCAUGUUCAUGCUGCAGUGUGCGUACGAGGAGAACUGCCUGGCCUCCAACUCUGACCAGACGCCGGCCAACGCGUACCGCCGCCUGCUGCGCUUCUCCUCUCAGAUCCACAACAACGGCCAGUCCGACUUCAAGCCCAAAGCUGCCAAGCACCUGUGGGUGUGGCAUGAAUGUCACAGGCAUUAUCACAGCAUGGAGGUGUUCACCACAUAUGACCUGUUCAGCCUAAAUGGAACCAAAGUGGCAGAGGGACACAAAGCAAGUUUCUGCCUGGAGGACUCAGAAUGUGAUGAAGGUAUCGAAAAGAAGUAUGAAUGUGCUAACUUUGGAGAGCAGGGCAUCACUGUAGGCUGCUGGGAUACCUACAGGCAUGACAUUGACUGCCAGUGGGUCGACAUCACCGAUGUCAAACCUGGGGAUUACAUUUUUCAGAUUGUAAUUAACCCUAAUUACGAAGUGCCAGAAUCAGACUACACCAAUAACAUCACCAAAUGCAGAUGCCGAUACGACGGCCAUCGUGUGUGGAUGUACAGCUGCCAUAAUGAUGGCUCAUUGAGCUCUGAGACAGAGAUGAUGUUCCCAGGCCUUCUAAACAACCAGGUGACCCACAGGUAAAACCGACAGAGUAGAGUCGAGAGGCGGUCACCUCCGAUGGGAAGAGUCCCUCCAACCACUACCCAUUCCAUCUAUGCUGGAUUCUACUUCCUGUCCCUGAAUGAAUCAUCUCCUCCUCACCUUUCUUCCUCUACCAUCCUCUCACCUCCCAGCACAUAUUAUGUGUUGAUCUCUUCUGUCCAGGACUCUCUGUGAUGAUCACAGGACUUGGUGAAGCUUUGCUUGGGUCUGUGACAGAGAGACUAUUUCACUUACUGUGAUCAAAUAAGAACUUCAUUUAAACAUUUCUCCAUGAAAGUGCAGCACUUUAAGAAGCACUCAGCUGCAGAACCUGGUGGGUUUAGUUUGUGUAGUUUUGUCCCCACAGACCUGGAAGAUUAUCUUCAAUGGAGAACUACUUUUUGUUUUCUUCCAACUUGAUCAACUUUUUAAUGUUUGACAUCCAGUGUUUAGAAAACAAGAAGUCUAUUCAUCACUACUCCUAAGUGAUGCUUGAACUGCCACAUUCUAACAGGACAUAAGGACCAGUUCUGAAAUAUUGGCAGUAUUUGCUUUAUUUUCUCCUUGGCAGACUUAGUAAAUUACCCUAUACCCAUUUUUUGAAGAGUUGCUGAAUAAUCCAUUGGGGAUGAGGGGUGGGGGAUGAGUUUGUUAGAAAAGUGUGUUAGAAGUAUUGUAAUUUUUUUAAAAGAGUGAAUCAUCAUUUCAUUGUAUAAUUCAGCUGUAAUGUGAGUGGUUGUUGACGCCGAACUUGCAUAUAAGCUAGUGUGUCAUUCAUACACUGCCACCUCCUGGCUAACCCGUGUAAGCACUUCAGUUAAGAACUAAAGACUGAUAUACAUGUAUUGUUGCAUUGGAAGACCUUGCUUUUCCAUUGGUAUAAAAGUGCAAGAGGUGUAAGAACUGAGGUCCCUGUUUCCCUUCCAUCAAUGUUUUAUCAAAAAAACUCUUGUUUUUUGUGCUUCUCUUAAACAUUUAUGUUCAAUGAUCCUGAAUGGGCAAGUACCUCAAAGACAAAAUGAUGCAUCAUAAGUUCAUCAUUUGUUAUAAAUUCUCUUCUAAGCAGAUUGUGACCGAAUGUAAGACGAGCAUGAUUUCAGUCACAGAUCAUUCUUUAAAAACUUUGAUAGAAGGUUCAGAAAAAGGCCUGACCAUGGAGCAUUAGAGCUCAGGGAUGACAGCUAGCUUCAGUGACCUGACCGAAGCUAAACUUAGUGGAAACAAGUUAAAGGUGUCAUUUGUUUUACCUUUGCAGACCAAGAAACGACGUUCUCCAUGUUUCCGAGUUAGAUUUUCCUCACAAGUCAGAGUACCAAGUCAGAAACCAUUUGGAUUUGCCAGUAGUUAUGAAUCAAAGCAAUGCAAGCUCGUAACAAUGUAGUUCUUUUCUACGUUCCCCUUGUUUUUACUGCAGCAAACAAACCUGAAUGAUUUCAAAUGAGCUUUUUGGGUGCCUUCACACCAGCCUUGUUUGGUCCACUUUAAUCGAACUGGUGAGAACCAAACCUACCUC
Xiphophorus maculatus (southern platyfish) is the source of this 3899-nucleotide messenger RNA. It is a transcript of the gene loxl2b, whose product is annotated as lysyl oxidase like 2. The transcript has 14 exons. Gene Ontology annotation, molecular function: copper ion binding; protein-lysine 6-oxidase activity. Bases 86 to 2386 code for a protein of 766 amino acids. Gene Ontology annotation, cellular component: membrane. Gene Ontology annotation, biological process: sprouting angiogenesis; peptidyl-lysine oxidation. The record is from RefSeq and is a predicted model, not a curated record. NCBI's taxonomy places the organism in Eukaryota, Metazoa, Chordata, Actinopteri, Cyprinodontiformes, Poeciliidae.